AGGUCCAGGCUCCCGACCGGGUGUAUGGGUAUUAUAGUUAUUUUUCGAGCAUACACUACUGACAAGCUUCAUUUUCCUCAGUUCCAGCAGGGAUUCCGUAUUUGAUCUGUUUUCGUUUUCUCACAGCUCCUUGGAAGAAAAGGAACAAGCCCUUCUUCACCUACGGACCUACCUCUCCCCGUUUCUGUUCACCCGCUUGCUCACGGGAAUGCUUUUCUGUAUCCGGUGAAAGCCUUCAUGUUGGUGGUGUCUAAAUGGAACUUGGCUGGUAGAAAUCACUAUUUUAGAUAGAAAGCUAAUCUGGAGAGACAGAAGGCCAACGAUGGUGAUCAAGAUGUUGUAAGUUCAGGACAAACGAGAUUUCUGAGAAAAUCUUGGUCUCAAUAUCGAAGCAGAGUAUAGCAACUGAGUGUUAAAUGUUCUUCUUCAAUAUUCAGACAUCGGGAAGCAGAGUAUGAGAGAGAACGUAGUGGAGAUAAAUCAUCAGGUCCAGGACGUGUUCUGUCACAGAUCUGGUAUCUAUAGUCAUUUUUCACGGAUGUUCAAGCGGCCAUCAAAGAAGGGAUCUGCAAGAACGACAGUGCUCUUCGUCACCGUCCUUUUCCUUUGCGUCUUUAUCUCUUCCCACUGGAUCGACGUGUCUUUUGUUUCGAAGCAGAAACUUGUGGUUAACCCGGAACCAAUUCAUAAACCCCUUCACAAAACUUCUCACAGAGUAGCCAUCCCCUUCAACUGCUCCGCCGGAAGCCAGACUCGAAGCUGUCCGGCUAGAAGCUUCCCAUCGACAUUACAGACGGCAGAAGAUGACCUUUCAUCAUCAAGUCCAAUGUGCCCUGAUUAUUUCCGGUGGAUCCAUGAAGAUCUGCGGCCGUGGAAGAAAACAGGGAUCACGAAGGAGAUGGUGGAGAGAGCCAAGAAGACCGCUAACUUUAGGCUGGUGAUCGUGAAUGGGAGAGCUUACUUGGAGACCUUCGAGAAAGCGUUCCAGACGAGGGAUGUGUUCACUUUGUGGGGGAUCUUGCAGAUGUUGAACAAGUACCCUGGGAGGUUGCCGGAUCUUGAGCUGAUGUUCGAUUGCGUCGAUUGGCCGGUCGUCCAAGCACGAGACUACGGCGACCAUAACUCCACUGCCCCUCCACCAUUGUUUCGUUACUGUGGGGACGAGUGGACAUUAGAUAUCGUUUUCCCUGAUUGGUCUUUCUGGGGUUGGCCAGAGGUCCACAUGAAGCCUUGGGAGAAUCUGCUGAAGAAGUUGAGAGAAGGAAACGAGAGAACCAAAUGGAUGAACAGGAAACCUUAUGCUUACUGGAAAGGAAACCCAGAUGUGGCUUUGACAAGGCAAGACCUCAUGAAAUGCAAUGUCUCCGACAAACAGGAUUGGAAUGCUCGCCUCUUUAAGCAGGAUUGGGUCCGUGAAUCUCAAGAAGGCUUUAAGCAAUCAGAUUUAUCAAGGCAAUGCACUCACAGAUAUAAGAUCUACAUUGAGGGCUCUGCAUGGUCAGUUAGUGAGAAAUACAUUCUAGCCUGCAACUCUGUUACUUUACUAGUAAAGCCUCGAUAUUACGAUUUCUUUACAAGAAGUCUACAACCAAUUCACCAUUACUGGCCUAUAAGAGAGGAUGAUAAGUGCAAAUCUAUUAAGUUUGCUGUUGAUUGGGGCAACCAUCACAAACAAAAGGCACAGGCUAUAGGGAAAGCAGCCAGUGGAUUCAUUCAAGAGGAGCUGAAGAUGGAUUAUGUGUAUGAUUACAUGUAUAAUCUGUUAAAUGAAUACGGGAAGCUUUUCAAAUAUAUGCCCACCAUACCUGAACAAGCCAGCGAGCUCUGUCCAGAGGUAAUGGCUUGCCCUGCAGAAGGGUUGGAGAAGGAGUUUAUGAUGGAUUCCAGGGUGAGUUUUACUGAGGAUACAAGCCCAUGUACCAUGCCGCCACCUUUUAAUCCUACAUCUCUCCGAGGCUUACUGAAGAGAAAAGCGAAUUCAAUACGACAGGUGGAGGUAUGGGAGAAAAAAUACUGGGAGAAUCUGCAUAUGGAACAGUAGAGUUUUGUAAUAUUGUGAUUCUCUCUAAUUUUUUUUUUUGACUUUACUUUAGACAGGUUGUUGACCAAUCCAGUGAUUGGGUGCCAUAAUCGGAUGUGUUGAAAUGGAAUAAUUCCUUUUUCC
Molecule: messenger RNA, 2164 nt
Organism: Macadamia integrifolia
Lineage: Eukaryota; Viridiplantae; Streptophyta; Magnoliopsida; Proteales; Proteaceae
Product: O-glucosyltransferase rumi homolog
Exons: 7
Coding region: 455-2041 (528 amino acids)
Source: RefSeq, a predicted model, not a curated record